UAAAAAUAGCCAAAUGAUCAAUAAUAAAAAGGAAUCUCAUCAUCAAAAAUCACGUAUAUUAUUAUUCACUUGUCAUUUUGUAGUAGUCAUCACUACUUUAUUUCUUGUACACUCAAAGAUUACAAUUGCUUGCUCUUUUAUUCAUUCUAUCCAUCUCUAGUAUUAUUUCUCUACCUAUAGUAAUACCCUUGCUUAACUUCAAAAAACAAAAAUGGCCUUAAUCGACUUAUUGCUCGAUUUUGAGGAUUAUUUCCCAUCAAUGGUUGCCAGACUAGGGGCGGAAGCAUUCGUUGGAGAGCUAUGUAACGGGUUUAUUUUGUUGAUGGAUGUCGAAAAAGGGGUUAUCACGUUCGAGAGCUUGAAGAGGAACUCCUUUUUGUUGGGUUUGAAUGACAUGGGAGAUGAUGAAUUUUUGUGCAUGCUUAGAGAAGGAGACCUUGAUGGAGAUGGAGCUCUUAGUCAAAUGGAAUUUUGUAUUCUCAUGUUUAGGUUAAGCCCUGGUCUUAUGGAUGAAUCAAGGCUUUGUAUGAUGGAUUAUGGUGGCCUUCCUAUCUUGGCUUGAUUAAGCCUAGCUAGUUAAGCUACCGCCCUUUCGAAUUGAAUCAUGGUUUGUUAAUAUAAUCUUUCUUAUAUAUCAUUGUUAUUAGCCUCUACUUAGCUUUAUGAUAAUGUUCUCCUUUUGAAUAAUAUAUAUUCAACUGUAAAUAAAUCUAAUGAUAUGUUGUUGAUGGAUUAAUUUGUUGUGCUAGUUAAUUAGUUACUCAUUUUACAUGUUGAACAUUGACAUGCAAAUUUCAUUAUGUUUAUUGUAAUGAUUACCAUAUAUAUCAUGUAUGAUUCUUGAGUUGUGCUUUUGAUUUUUGCAUUGAUUUUUUGGUUGAUAGAAAGCUACUCGUACACUUUGCUCACCUAUAAAUGGUUGAUAUCUCACCUAACAAGUAACAAGUAUACUUUUUAAUUAGUUUAUGAGUUACUGCAAAUUCUUUGUGGUGGGGUUAUAGUUACUACUUUGUACGAAGUAUUUUGGGCUCAACUAACCCUAUCCAUCAAUUCUAAAAUGGAGUAGAAGGGGAAAAAAAAUCCCUAACUCUUCAUCGAUAAAUAAGUAGAACAAAAAAAAAAAAAAAA
This is a messenger RNA of Chenopodium quinoa (quinoa), 1128 nucleotides long. Its product is annotated as calcium-binding protein PBP1-like. Gene Ontology annotation, molecular function: calcium ion binding. The coding region runs from base 212 to 562 and encodes 116 amino acids. NCBI's taxonomy places the organism in Eukaryota, Viridiplantae, Streptophyta, Magnoliopsida, Caryophyllales, Amaranthaceae. The record is from RefSeq and is a predicted model, not a curated record. The transcript has a single exon.